UGUUUUAGCAUAUCUGUAGAGAAUACAUUAUGUUCCUUAUUGGAACUUUCAGUUUAGCAAUGAGACGGAGCGUUAAAAUCCUGUUUUGAAUAUUGUUUCUUUCAACUGUUUGUCUUUGGUUAAUUAUUGUCACCUGUGUAAAAGCGAAACUGUCUCACACUUUCAUAAACUUGUUAGCCAGCUACCAGGAGAUCAUGGGACCUUGUAUCCAAGAUGUCCGCUUCCUUAUCCUCGUGAUUCUCACCUGUAUGCCUGCUGCAGACAGCGAUUUCAACAUCAUCGUACCUUCCCAACCCGUCGAUGUCUACGAGGGCGAUGACAUCAUCCUUCCCUGUCGCCUGUCUCCCCAGAACAGCGCUGCUCGCAUGCAGGUCAUGUGGUUCAGGCAGGGACAGUUUACUUCCCCCCUGUAUGGGUUUGACAACGGGAAGGAGAAUGUGAGACAGGACUACACGGGCAGAGUGAACAUGUCCACACAGGGGUUGGAGAGGGGCGACGUGUCUCUGGGGCUGAAGGGAGUGCUGCUGGCUGAUAGAGGAGAGUACAGGUGUCAGGUCAUCCAUCAGGAUUGGAUUAAGGAACAAGCCAUAGAGCUCCAGGUUAAAAAGGUCGGCAGUGUCCCUACGGUCUCUUUGGUUUGGCACCACAAAACCUUCAUCCAGCUGAGCUGCAGCUCUGAAUUCUGGUAUCCUGAACCUCACAUGCUGUGGCUGGACCACCGUGGACAGGAAGUGACAUCAGCGCAGACAGAGGAAGCGAGACAGUCACGUGACCUGUUUUCCAUCAGCAGUCGAGUCAAACUGGGGAAGGAGCGAAUCCAGGGCAUCUCGUGUGUGGCGAUGUCACAUGACAGGAAGUACAGGCUGGAGUCUGCUAUGGAGAUGACCGAGGAGUUCUACCUCUACAGUGGUCCGGACCGGGCCUACCUGUCUGCCUACCUGAUUCCUACGUUCCUCGCCCUGGUGUUUGUCUGCGUGUCUGUUGUCUACGCCCGCCUCCAAAAAACUGACGCUGAGAAGAAACUGCAGCCCCUGUAUAACAUAGAGGCAGAAUUAAAGAGGAGACGAGAAGAAAAUAAAAUCAAGCAAGAUGACCUCAAAAAAAAGAAAGAAAUACUUGAAAUCACUAACAAGAUCCCUGAGUCUGUUUGGGGCUUAAUGUUGGAGCACGCAGAGGACAUCACCCUUGACCCAGAGACUGCACACUCAUGGCUGCGUUUAUCAGACGACCGCAGUUCGGUGAGCCACCAAGAAACUCCACGUCAAGGACUGACUAAACACAAGAGGUUUCUGGAAACUCGGUGUGUGCUGGGAGAGAGAGGGUACACGACAGGGAGAUAUUACUGGGAGGUUGAUCUGGGGAACAACAGUGAGUGGAGUGUAGGAGUCGCCCAAGACCCUGAGAACAGGGGGUCGGACAACAUCUCCAUCCGCCCAGACAACGGCUACUGGAGUAUCUGUUUGAAGAAAGGAAUGCUGCAGACUGUUGAGGAAUCACGUACUGUUCUGCCUUCAGAACUGAACCCUGCUACUCUGGGAGUGUUUCUGGACAUUGACAAACAGAGAGUCGCUUUCUUCAACGUGGAGAAGAGGGGGCACAUCCACUCCUUCUCUUUCUCUGAGAGAUCUACCAAGGAACUGUUUCCUUUCUUUGGACCUUUAACUGGGUGUAAAGAGGAACUCAGAAUUGUGCCUGUUGAAAGAAAAGGUUCUUAGUGUCAAAGACAGACCCAUGAAGAAAUACUGCAACUACAGAAGUGGGUUCAAAGGUGAAAGGAAAAAAGUGGAUCACAUAUUUGUAACUGUGUUAAAGAAGUGAAGGGGGGAAUAAUACAUAGUGUA
Messenger RNA from Osmerus eperlanus (European smelt), 1841 nucleotides. RefSeq names its product butyrophilin subfamily 2 member A1-like. Gene Ontology annotation, molecular function: signaling receptor binding. Lineage: Eukaryota; Metazoa; Chordata; Actinopteri; Osmeriformes; Osmeridae. Gene Ontology annotation, cellular component: external side of plasma membrane. Gene Ontology annotation, biological process: regulation of cytokine production; T cell receptor signaling pathway. The record is from RefSeq and is a predicted model, not a curated record. Bases 195 to 1715 code for a protein of 506 amino acids. The transcript is spliced from 11 exons.